Molecule: messenger RNA, 1683 nt
Organism: Fusarium pseudograminearum CS3096
Lineage: Eukaryota; Fungi; Ascomycota; Sordariomycetes; Hypocreales; Nectriaceae
Exons: 1
Coding region: 1-1683 (560 amino acids)
Source: RefSeq, a predicted model, not a curated record
AUGGAAGUUGGAGAAACGGACUCAGCCUCACGGUCUACUGAGAGCUGCUCAAGGUUUGAACUGGGCACCGCCCAAGUCAAGCCAAGAAUAGCCAAGCUCGCCCAAUUGGCACGAACCGUUGCAAUCAAAAAGCCGGAUGAUGAGAAUGCCCAACGCCGAGCUCAAGCCGCCACAGCGAUGGUCGCUCAAGUGGCCGAAUCGCUAUACAGCAUUUCAGGAGUUCUUCCAUCCGAAUAUGAUGAAGACUUCCGUGAGGUGCACUCUUGUGAGAGUGGUAAACGACACGUGUCCAGUUUAGUUUCAGUUAAACGCGGUGUGAGAGAUCAUACAUUUCUACUGGAGCCUUCCCACGAGACGCGAAUAUGGUUACCAGCAGAGAUUUAUCAGCUUAUUGUCGGUCAUGUCAACGAAUUCGACAAUCGCUAUAGACAACACACAUUGGCUGCACUCUCGUCUUCGUGCAAGUUACUCAUGAUCAUGGCCGAGAGGUUUCUCUAUGCACAUCCUCGUGGUAUCAGGAACGUCCAACAGCAGUGGAUGUUCCUCUACAGUUUGAAAAUUGAGCCUACUCGUGCGAAAUACGUCAAGUCCCUCGAGCUCGUAUGCCCCAGCGACGCGACCAACAUGGAGCUGCUCAGAGACAUGGCGUCUUCAUGCCUCAACGUCAACGAUGUACUCAUGGAGAAGGGAGACAGUGUACACGACAUUUAUUACCUGUCAAAAUCGUACAUAAUCUCCAUGGGCUCCUUGCUGGCUGCAUGCCCACAGCUUAAGAGCUUACGAUACAGGACCAGAGCUUGUGAAGUUUAUCCUGAUCCUAAAGCCUUUGAUGAUGAUGAUUUGGACGGACAAGGCAAACGCAGCGCACCUCUAGCCUAUCCUGACUUCAAAGAGACAGGCCACAAUUUGACCAGACUGGCUAUUGGCGAGUUCAGUGACUGGCUUAUACAGCUCAUGUUACCGGUCCUCUCGUCAAAUCUGACAUCCUUGACAAUUGGUCGAGAGAACAACCCUGCGGGCGAAAGUCCACUUUCAUCACUUGCUGUUCAGUGCCCUCAUCUCCAAGAACUAGUAUUGGAUUAUACACUCGUGGAAUCAAGCGAUCUUGAGCGAGCUUGCAAGAUGUGGUGCUCGACACUCCAAAUGUUGAAGCUUUCAAACAUGGAGGAGAACUCUGACUGGCUAGCCGAGAUCAUGCCUUCCAUGACUGCGCUAAGGUUCUUGGACACCGGCAUGGCAAGCGCAUGCCUUAUCCUCGAUAUCGACGCCAUUGCUCAGAGCAAAGCACCAUUGGAAGAAAUAGCGCUGGGAUAUAUCGACUGCGACAGGGAUGACAUUGCAGGUGACGAAAUGAAUACAGCGCUGGCAAACAUGAUCACAGCGCACUCGUCCCGCUUACAAUUACUAGACUUGGGGACCGCCAAGUUGGGAUCAGCGAUACUCAAGAGUUGCAAAAUGGCGAGGCAUCUUAGGUCUUUACACUUUAGACUGGCCUAUCGCCCAUUGGCAGAUGAGAUUGAUGACCUCUUGGUCGCGUGCCCAGAUCUGGAUGCUCUUGCGGAGAGAGUGUCCCAGUAUUCCCCCAAUCACGAAAUCUGGGAGGCAAGAAUGCAAACAAAAGUGCUGCCAAAGCUGGAAAUAGUCGCACGAGAUUCCCUAAUCGUCGGAUUUGGACCGCUAUGA